This is a messenger RNA of Actinia tenebrosa (Australian red waratah sea anemone), 1407 nucleotides long. RefSeq names its product exosome complex component 10. Gene Ontology annotation, cellular component: nucleolus; nuclear exosome (RNase complex). NCBI's taxonomy places the organism in Eukaryota, Metazoa, Cnidaria, Anthozoa, Actiniaria, Actiniidae. Gene Ontology annotation, biological process: nuclear polyadenylation-dependent snRNA catabolic process; nuclear polyadenylation-dependent CUT catabolic process; histone mRNA catabolic process. The record is from RefSeq and is a predicted model, not a curated record. Gene Ontology annotation, molecular function: nucleotide binding; 3'-5'-RNA exonuclease activity; single-stranded RNA binding.
GGAACCAACGGGUGUAUUGGCAUGCUGCAAUCCUGUCCCCACCCUGUUAAAGCAAUAUGCGAAUGAAGUUCAUCAGAUCAUUCAAGACGCCAAAGAACGUUCAGUAACUGUUACCGAAGAGAACAUCUCUUCAACAGAAGCCACACCCAUGGAAACAAGCUCUAGGUCUCCCGUGGUAGCAAGACUAGACGUGAAAGAAACUAGAAGCAAAAGUAUAGAAAGGGCGAGUCAAUAUGCGAGCCAAGUGUCAACAACUCCAAGACCUGUGAAGGCUUACAUACCCACUGGACCACAAGUCAAAACCAUGAAACCGUCAAUUAGUAUUUUCGACUAUCCACAGAAAGCUGGACCUCAUAACGAAGGACUCGAGAAGGCUAAGGAGAUUAUGGCUGGAUUCGUCAACCCAUUCAAAGUGGUUUUACCAGAUCUUGAGGCAGCUGACGUCGGUAAUAAGAACAGGACUGAACAAUCGAAAGCUAGUAUUGAUAAGAUAAAUGAAAAUUGGAAGAAAGUUUCUUCUGGCGUUUUAGAGGAGACAUCGAGUUCUACACAAGGGACAAAAAUUGUGAACAACGACAGUGACCACGAAGACUCCACCCCUCUCAGGCAAAAGAUUGAGGGAAAAAAGAAGAGAAAAAGAAAGAAGAAAAAUGAAACGCAAGAAGGGGACAUCCCAUCAACUCCGAUAGAAAAAAAGAUUAAAUCUGAAGACGUUGAUGAAGAAGAUGAUGACGAUCGUAAUCCUUCGUAUGAAGCAAUCACUAAAGUUGGCAAAGAGUUCGUUCCAUUUGAUUACAACCCUACAGAAUACAGUAAACUAGAAGGUAACCAAGAGCAAUCGAAGGAAGACGUCUUCAACCCUUACGACCAGUCAAAGAGACAGAAGAAGGUGAAUGGCCCUCGGUCUAAAGUCCACAUGAAAGCAGGACAACGAAGCAUGACGUAUUCUAAAAACAGGGAAAUACAAAAGAAGCAACAAUGGCCAAGAAGAUGAACGAUGUUUUAAAGGAACUAUUAGAAAAGCUCGCGUUCUUAACAAAUGGAAUGUUACCACGUACUAACAGAAGCAGCCAUGUUGGAUAACCGAGUGGAAUCGCAACUGAUCGCACAACUCUAAUUUUAAAUUGAUUCUUUUAUCAUUUCAAUACAUUUACUUUUUGAAUAAUACCUAAUAAUUCCAACUACGGAACUCCCUUAACGGGAGCAAAUGCAGGGGCUGUCCUGUGGUGUACCGGGCACCCCCUCUAAUGUGAUUACUCUUAGCUUUUUUGAAGCAAAAGAAACAUUCACGAUGCAUGACAUCUCUAUUUAUUAUAUAGACAUGAGUGUUUUACUGGGAAAUACGCCACUCGUAUUUUUUGUACAAACUACAUCCAGGACCUGAAUAACAUAUUUUCCAUACCUUCA